This is a messenger RNA of Lolium rigidum, 1897 nucleotides long. Its product is annotated as AT-hook motif nuclear-localized protein 10-like. Lineage: Eukaryota; Viridiplantae; Streptophyta; Magnoliopsida; Poales; Poaceae. Bases 453 to 1604 code for a protein of 383 amino acids. Gene Ontology annotation, molecular function: minor groove of adenine-thymine-rich DNA binding. The record is from RefSeq and is a predicted model, not a curated record. The transcript has 6 exons.
CCAUCUACUACUUCCCCCUCUCCUUCUUAUCUGCUACAGCAGCAAUUAUAUAUUUCCCCCCGAGGCAUUUUCAGCGUGCUUUACUUACCAGCUGCCUAUUUUUCUUCCCCUGACAGAAAAAAGUUAAUCCUUUUUGUUAAUUAGGAAAAAGAAGAAAGAGUGCGUGUGAACUGGAGAAGAGGUGGAAAAAAAGGGGAUAUAGUGGAGGCUGUAGACAGGAAAUUAUGGGAGCUGGGUAGCCUGGAAAUCCCUCAAUUUGUUCUUUGCUCCUCUUCUGAUCUUCUCCUUCUGUAGCGCUGGAGUGAGCUCGUGAUGUCUCCAUUUUAGGACAGAGGAGUGUGCAACUUCCUAAUCCAUCGUCCUAACCUCGCUUGAGCGUUCGUGAGCUCUAGUUUGCGGUGUAAAAAUCGCAGCGUUUCGUGCUUUCGUCCAAGAAUCGGUUGCUGCCAGCCAUGGAGGUGAGGUCCGAGCAAGGGCUAAUGGCGGGAAGGGAUCUCUUCGGCUUGCCGAAGAGCCAACCAGCGCCGGCGCCGGCGCCGGCACCGGCAGCACCGCCAUCUUCGGCUGCCAUGCAGAGCGUGCGCAUGGCGUACACCGCCGACGGCACCCCUGUUUUCGCCCCGGUGAGCUCUGCGGCCGCGCCGCCCGGUUACCAACCGCAACCGGUUGCUGCGGCGCCCCGCUCUAACAUGCCCACCGCCGUCGCCGCUGGAGGCAAUGGCGUGGCGACGCUGCCGGGCAUGGGCGAACCAUUGGGGAAGAAGAAGCGCGGGCGGCCGAGGAAGUACGGGCCCGACGCGCCCAUGUCGCUCGCACUGGUGACUGUGCCGACGGCUCCUGGAUCGACAGUUGGGCCACAGGAUGCUCAGGGUGCUUCUGGGCCGUUCUCGCCCACCCUACCGGCGAACUUCGUGCCAUCUGCGUCGCCGCCGGACGGAGGGAAGAAACGCGGCCGGCCUAAAGGAUCUACCAACAAGAAGCCCCGCAUGAGUGUUGCCGGGCCGCCAGGAGUUGGAUUCACACCUCAUGUUAUUACAGUUCAAGCUGGAGAGGAUGUGUCAGGAAAGAUUAUGUCAUUUUCUCAGAAUGGAACUCGUGCAGUUUGCGUUCUUUCAGCAAAUGGCACCAUAUCAAAUGUAACGCUUCGCCAAACUGGUACAUCAGGUGGAACUGUAACAUAUGAGGGCCGAUUUGAGAUAUUGUCACUCUCUGGGUCGAUCUUUGUAAAGGACAUUGGAGGCCAGCGUACCCGAACUGGAGGGCUCAGUGUAUCAUUGGCUGGUCCUGAUGGUCGUCUCUUGGGUGGUGGGGUCGCAGGACUUCUCAUAGCUGCUUCUCCAAUCCAGAUAGUAAUAGGAAGCUUUGAUCCUGAGGGGAAAAAACAGCCAAAGCAGCAGGUUCAUUCUGAACCCGUACCAUUGAAGAUCGUUCCGGGCACUGGGAUGGGGGGCAACAUUCCAAGCACUGGGAUGGGGGCCAACAGCCCCCCGUCAAGAGGUACAUUGAGCGAAUCGUCAGGUGGCACCACGAGCCCGCGACAUCAAGGCUAUGCCUCUACCAACAAUAACCAACCACCUAUCUUGUCCAGCAUGUCCUGGAAAUGAACUGAGCAUCCUUGACCAAAUUCAGACUGCGAUAGACUGUCAGGGAACUGCCUUGCUAGCAGGAAGUAGAAAUGUCACUUCUGUCUAACUAGCUCUUAUGUAGUAUAAAUCAGAAGUUUAAUUAUGUUGCAUUGUAGCUGGUAAAUGGUAACUGCAGCUGUUGUGUAGGUCGUUUCAGUUUGAAUUUCUACAUCAGGUAAUUGUUUGUUGUUGUCUUGAGAUGAUGUAUUUAGAUAUGAUAAUGUGACCCUAUGAGGAGCUAUCAGAAUAAUAAUGUUCUUAUGUUCAGUCAA